Cercopithifilaria johnstoni is the source of this 621-nucleotide messenger RNA. The record is from the annotation of a GenBank genome assembly. NCBI's taxonomy places the organism in Eukaryota, Metazoa, Nematoda, Chromadorea, Rhabditida, Onchocercidae.
AUGUCGGAUGAUACGUUUUCUCAGCGGACACGAUUGCGGCAGUUUGAAUUAAUUGUGGAAAAGAAAAGUAUUUUCGUGAAUGCUCAUUAUCUAGCGGAAUUGUCGCCAUAUUUCAAAAUGCUUUGCUUUGAAGAUACAUUUCGAGAAGCUCAAAAUGGUCGAGCUGAGUUAGAAGAUGAAACAUAUGAUGAAGUCAUUGAAUUACUUCGUUUUAUAUGUCCAAAUGAUAAUUACGUCAUCAAUAGAAGUAUCACAGAAUGCAAUUUUCCCUUGCUCACUCAUUUCUCAAACCUGAUGCAAUUGCGAGAUUUACGGCGUCAACUUGAAAGUUACGUUGAAAAUGAAGUUCGUAUGGAGAAAUACAGACCAAGAGAUAAGAAUUUACUGGAGAUGAUCGUUGAAGCAAUGAAUGCUUCUUUUCCACCAGGUCUUAUGGAUAUCAUGUAUCAGAAAUUGGCUCGAAUUGAUUUGGAUCAUAUUAAGGCUCUUAUCAAAGAUCUCCCAAAUCAGUAUUCGCAAGCAAUAUUAGAAGGCGCUCAAAAAUUUUUUCGUGUUUAUCCUAUGCGGUUACCAUAUCGAUCCUCGUACAAUUAUGAUCAGUUUCAGCAAAGAAUCUUUUAA